Galleria mellonella (greater wax moth) is the source of this 6649-nucleotide messenger RNA. RefSeq names its product max dimerization protein 4-like. Bases 143 to 901 code for a protein of 252 amino acids. The transcript has 7 exons. Gene Ontology annotation, biological process: regulation of transcription by RNA polymerase II. Lineage: Eukaryota; Metazoa; Arthropoda; Insecta; Lepidoptera; Pyralidae. The record is from RefSeq and is a predicted model, not a curated record. Gene Ontology annotation, molecular function: protein dimerization activity; DNA-binding transcription factor activity, RNA polymerase II-specific; RNA polymerase II cis-regulatory region sequence-specific DNA binding.
CCCGACUCGCCUAGUGUGUUUUUGACAUCGGUGAACGCGGUCGUGAAUUUCAGAGCGUAUAAACAUACUUUUAUUUAUAGUUUUAAUCGAAUAAAGUCGUGUAACGUUCGUGAAUACCUGUGCAAACCGGGAUACAAUAAAUAUGAGUAUUGCUGCACUGAUCCAAGCUGCUGAAUACAUCGAAAGGCGCGAUAGAGUUUUCUUUGUUGCAGAAGCGGAGCACGGUUACGCGUCGAGUUUACCGGCGUACGAAGAGUCUCGCUCUGGUGGCAAGCGUCCGAAGACUAAGAAAUCUCAAGGCAGCAGGACCACUCAUAACGAGUUGGAAAAGAACAGGAGAGCACACCUUAGAAGCUGCUUGGAAAAAUUAAAGGACAUGGUACCACUAGGCCCCGAAGCACCACGACACACCACAUUAGGAUUAUUAACAAAGGCCAAAAGAUUUAUAAAGAGUUUGGAAGAAAGAGAAAAACGACAUUCGAGCCACAAAGAGCAAUUAGCGAGAGAGCAGCGAUUCCUCCGGCGGCGGUUGGCUCAGCUCAGAGCGUCCCCACGGGACAUCACCUCGCGAAGCCUCUCAGAGAGUUCGAUGACGCACGCGCACGCCACGCGAGCGGACUCGCUAUCAUCACUCGAGUCAUCAUCGGGCGUAUCCACCGCUGAGCGAUCACCUUCAUCCGUCUCCGAAAGCGAUGAGGUGGACGUUAUUGGGUACACGUCGAACCAGAGCGACAGCGAGUCCCUGGUGUCCGGGCACAGUGGCGACAGCGGCGUGGGGGUGGUGAGGGCGCGGCGGGCGCGUGCCCCGUCGCCCGCGGCCCCCGCGCCCCCCGCGGCGCCCGCGGCCCCCGUCUACACGACCGCGCGCCCGCGCCGUUCCGCGCGCUCCACGAGGGUUUAGGUGGGCAAUGACGGCGCGGGGCGCGAGGUGGCGCGGGGCGAGCGCGGGCGCGCCGACGCUCGUUGGCGCUUCAACUUCGUAACGUAAAAACGUAGAACAUUUUGUUGAUACAUGUACUAAGGCGAAUGUUGUUUCUGUGACUGAUCGGAACGGUGACUGCCUGCGUGACAGUUCCAUGUGACAGAGUGACUUGGCGUCGACGAGACCUGCGCCCGCGCCGCUCACGCCUACACCAACACACUAACACUUGUAAACAACACACCUCUGCGAACCAUCACUGAGUACAAAAUUGCCAAAAAUUUAGAGUCAAUUUAUUUUUCACAUUUCAGAUAAAUUUAAAUUGUAUUUUUUUUUCAGCGAGCUUGGCUCGCUGCUCUGUUGCAAUAUUAUAGCUGACGUAUAAAAUGUCAUAUUCCACGCGUUUUGUUUCCGCAUCUUUGUCACAUGUUUGUGUUAAACACUUUUUAAAAUGUGCGAUAAAUAAAUAUGUUUGUUCAAUAAUAUAUUAUUUUACUAUAUUAAUUAUACAUCUGAUGUUUUACUGUAUUGACGUAAUGAAUGUAAGAAUGACUGUAUUCCGCUCAGGGGUCGAUUUUCAUAGACAUUUUUAACGCACGACCCAUCGAUCGUUAGUGGCGCCCCUUUAAUAUAGAUGAUAUCAUUUCUUUUAUAUAGAGAUCAUGUUAUUUUUGUAUUUAACGAAUUCUCUAUUGGCACAUUCGAACACUAAUUGUGCAAACAUUGGGAGAAAGUUUUGAAAAAACUCUCUAAGUACUUACUGCUAAUGAUUCUUUUUUUUUUAAAAACAUAAUUGCUAUUGUAACGAAAGUUGUAUAGAUAUAUCUAUUUUCUAUUUUGUAUAUAAUUAUUUUCUUGUAUAAAUUAAUCAGGUAAACGUCAGAUCUGUGGACGUAUCGCGGACCUCUCCCACGAUUCACUGAGUCCAUCCAUGGAUAUAAGAGGAUCCCACUAAAUUUUAUAUUUAAAUAUCUAGAUCUAUUAUGCCAUCUGAAUCCUAAAAAAGAAAUACCAGUCUGCGUCAUUACCUAUUCUCUUUUCCAAUUACGCAAACAUUAAAAAAAAGUUUAUAUAAUUUAAAUGUGUAAAAUUAUUUUAAAUCUUAUUUCAUUGUAAUUAAGUUAAAUUACGCGUAUUUGGAAUAGGGUAUUAUAGUAGGUAUAAGUGUGCGGGAUGCGGGAGGGGGGCAUCCUCCCCUCCUGCACCGCGUACGUAUCUACAUUACCUACACUUACAGUUGACUAGUGAUGCGAAUCCGAUUCACUUCUAAAACCAAUUAUGGUAUCGAUAUUUUUAUACGUAAUCAAUACUGCAAAAUAUAAUAAUACUGUCGAUAAUUUACAAUAGUGUCAAUAGUGAUGAAAUGAUUGAUUCUCUAUCUUUUCAUGAUUAAAAUAUUGUAUAAGUUUGCAAUUAAUAAAAUUAUUUACAAUUGGCUUUAACUAUAAACAAUAAUAAUUUCGUUUCUUAUCGAUAGAUGAUAGUUAAAAAUCUCUAUACUUUCACUAUUAUCAUUGCUAUUGAACCCGAUAGGGUGACAUUGCUAUCGAUAUUCGAUAUUUUAAUAUCAAGAAAGCGAUACUUUUGCAAAUCAUCGAUGGUAUUACAAUAUUUUGUUGUUUUACUGCUGAGUACUGGUAUUCUAUCGAUUAUCGCCUAUCGUGCAGCAAUACGGUCUUUGCAGUGUACAAGGUUAGCUGAUUUACUGUUUAAUUUCUUAAAUUUAUUAUACAGCCUAAAUAAUCAAAUGUGAAAUUUUAUUUCCAAAUUUAAAUUAAGAAAGUGGACAUAAUUUAGUAAAUAGCUUUCACUGCAAAGAAUCGUAGUGCCUAACCUUAGGUAUCACAGUUAGUGGCAGAUUCUUGAAAAGUUUUUAUGGCUAUGAACCCUAAGUGAUACAUAUAGAUUUUGUUUAUUUUAAUGUCCGUAUACAAUAGUCCAUCACUGUCAUACAUAUGUACAUACAAAUUAAUAUAAAUAUAAAAUUCUAUUAACAUUUUAAAAGAAUUACUUAUAUGAAAUCAAUUAUUUUUUAUAUCAAUUUCCUCUAGAUUUAUUUAUUGAAGAUAAUAUAUUAUUAUUUGCGAGUCGCAAUUAUUUUAUCAAUUAUUGUAUAAAAAAAUAAUUAUCAAAUUUAGGUUAGUGAAUUCUUUAUUUAUACAUAAAAAUAAUAUAAAUUAAAUUUAUUCCAAUUGUUUUAGUAUGAUAUUUUAGGCCAAAUAUGCCUAAAUAUAUUAAUAUUGAAGUGUGUAUUUUGUUCUGUUUUUAACGAAUUUCAAAGAGAUCAUGUUUUUUUUUUUUUUAAUGUACCCACGUCUCGAACAUCAAGCAAUUUUAUUUAUUGAUUUAAAUAUAGCAUAAUCACACGUUAAUGUAAGAUACGGAUACGGCAGGAGUGAAUAUAUGUGAACGAACAAUGACCAAUCGAAACAUAUGAUUAAAAGGAUUGACAAGAGAAAGAACAAAUACGAAUGGUCCAAAAUGACUGAAAGCCCGCCAGGAUUGGAAAUGCUAACCGUCGCCGGUAUACAGAUCAUCACAUUACAUCGUCACAAAUUAUACUAUGACACCCUCAUAGGUCUAUAAUCCUUAGGUUUAUAAUAAGUUUGUACUAGUAAUUUUACAUUACUUGUUAUUUUUUUUUAUUAUCGAUAAUUUAUACUAUCGAUAGACUAAUUGUAUUCAGCGCAACACUAUCAGCUGUUUACUUGACGAGGCGAAGUGCGUUCGAGACUUACAUAGGUAGACCAAAUAGUCAACCAUUUUUUGAACAUCUUAUUUUUGCUCACUCAUAGCAUGCUUUCUUAUAUUAUUUAAGCAUGCUUCGCCAUCAUUAUUUUACUUUUCGUGUGUAUGACAGUGGGCGUGGACUCGGCGACACGUUCGCUACCUACUAACCAUCGUAUUGUUAAGUACUUAUUAAUGUUGAAUAUGAUCUCACGUCAUUGUCACACGUCAAUUUUGGUAAUAUGUCAUUUCACGCUGUUCUGAUGCAAUAUGUGGGUACGCACUAGUGAUGUUCCAAAUUUGAAAUUUGUAAAAAACAUGCGAGUAAAUAUAAUUUUUAAUAAAUUAAAAUAUAUUUAGAAUAAUAUCUGUAUAUUUUUACUCGCAUAUUUUAAUUUUUUUUUUCUGUAUUCAUUUUAUAUUACUAAAUAUAUUUAUGUAGGUAAUUACAAUUGUAAAAAUCAUAUCUAAUUUUUUUUUUUCAAAUCAACUCUACGAAGUGUUAAUUUUAGGUACUACAAUGUAUAUACACACAUAUAAAAAUAUAAUUGUACCUACCUACUUAUAUUUGUUAGAUAAAACCAACUUAUUAUUUAAUGGAAGGAAUGACAUAAUUACGUAAAUGACAUACGUUAUAUGUGGACCUAAAUGUACCAAAAAAUACUUAUAAACGCAUGGGAACACAAGCUAUGCACGCACAUGUUAAAACAACCAGAGGGUACGCGUAUCUUGUUAAUUAAUAUUGUAUCUUAUAAUUAAUUAAUUGUUGAUUCAUUUCUUAGAUAAGCAUGACUGAAGUACAUUGUAUUAUAUACAUUGAAUGCGACGUUCGGCGGGCGUCACGCGUCAUCUCGCGCCUCCUUCCUCUACAGCCCAGCUGAAUGUGUAUAUUUCUUUUUUAAUAUAUUCAUAAAUAUGAUUGUAAAUUGUUUUAGGUAUGGAUGUUUAUAAUAAGGAUAGUUGUAAACGUAUCAUUUGUUUUUUGUAAGUAAUACAUUUGUUUUAGAAAUGACAGUCUGAUCUCUUAAAGUAAUGCGUGAUAAGUUAGGCGCGCCGCCCGGCGUGGCGCGGCCGUCUCGUCGGGCUCACUCGCACUCAGCGCCACGCAAAUAUUACGCGCUCGCCGUCGACUCGCACUGAGAGUCUUCACAUCACUAUAACAUCACAAAUCGUCAUAAAUAAAUAUUAUGACAUUUUUAUCUCAAUUUAAUUCGAUCAAACAUGUCUCUGUAUGUUUUUAGAAUUAUAUUUAUUUCAAAGUGGUAAAACAUGUAUAUUUUUUUUUAGAAUACAGUUUUGCACGAAUAAGGACUGUUCUACAUUCAAACAUAGUUUAAUAAAUAUGAUUAUUUAGAUUUUUAUUAUUGUGGUGAACGGAAUGCUCAGAUGUGCCGACCCUUAAUCUAUAUUUGGUAUACACUUAAAAUAGUAACAUAGUGUUUGUACACUUUCAAUAAAGCGACAGUCGAUUCUGAGGCGUCAUUAAUCGAAACCUAUCUUUAAAAUUAAAAUUUGACAUCAUAGCCAAAUCUUUAUUAUAAGGAUUAAUUUGAAUUAAUUUUCUGCUAAAUUUAGAUCAAAUUCAUUGUAAAAUUAAAUUACUUUAUGAUGGUCUAUAAAAUAAUAUAGUAGAUAAUUUUGCGAAAUUAUGGCAACUCAGAAUCGGUCCCAGUGAGUGCGAAUCGACGGUAGGGACCCGUGCCCGAUGCUAAACAUCAGCUAAUCACAACGCCCAGUAAAUCCUGCCUCAUUAGCGCCAACGUAUCAUUCGUGUAGUCAUCGCAAAUCUUCAAACCCAGUACCGUGCUAAGUGGAUAUCGACUGAUACAGCUACAGUGGAACCAGUGUUUCCAUCACCGUCAUCGCAUGCCUGCUUAAUACUCCAUUCGAGACUGCAUCACAUUAAUUCUAGUGUCAAUAAUGUAUAUAAUGACGAACCCGAAUAUUUUGCAACCGAGUGUAGACGGGUGCAAGCGGCGACGGGACGCUUCCAGAGUACAAAUUCUGUAUAAGCCCCCUAUUACUAAAUGUUAAUUUUAAAUGGAACAGGGAGAAUGUACCGUCGUUACGUAUUGUAGGUAAAUGUAGCGCGGGCGAUUAUGGCCAACGGAUCCAGUAAACUCUGCCUUCGGUGUUGUUUCUUCCUUAACUAAAUCUACUCUAUCUAUUUCCUAUUGCUACAGUGAAUUUUAUUUGCUAACUUCCCAACUAUUCGUCUCUUUCCGUAGCGACGUACGAGCGUCGACAGUCGUCUAUCUCACUGUAACGAUAGGGUAAUGGAAAUGUGCGUUGCACUGUACGCGCGCACCUCUUAUUAGAUAAGAAAUGUGUUAUUAGAAAUGAAAUUGCAAUAAAUUGUUCCUUGGCCGCCGCGGCCCGCCGCUCCCCGGCUGUUUACUCAACUUAGUGGCUGUAAAUGGGGAAGUCGGAUAGACUUAUUCCGCUAGUGGCGCCAAAAAUGACUGCUAAAUAUUGCAACUAAGAUGUUAGGACUCUAGAUAUGCGACAAAUAAAUUAACGUGUGGCGCCAACUAUGCCAAGCCUUAGCCCGGCUUCCCUAUUAGUCCGGCGUUUUAAAAUAUCAGUGCGAUUGUAAAUAUUGGAGCCAAAAUUUUUAUACAAAUUAUUUCAUAAAUAUAUUCUUGGACCAAGUUGCGUGGGGAGCGGCGGUCGCCGGGUUGACUGCGCGGAACGAUGCGGCCGCUCGCGUAUCACUGGUGACGGUCGCGCGACUGUCGACCGUCGAUCGCGUGACUAUCGGCCGACGAUCGCGCGACUGUUUCGUAACACGCGAGUUUGCCGAGCGCUAGACACUGCCUGUACCAACAGUGUCGGCGAAGUUGCAGUCUUUCGUUGUCUGGACGUAGAGGCAAACAUUAGGUACUAUUGUGACACUGCUGAUGUGACUUGGCAGCAUUAUUCAAUGUAAUUGAUGAAAAGUGGCACAUAAUUAUUAUAUGUAAAAAAAGUUAUAGAAUUAAUUUAAUAAAAUUAUAAAUAAAA